AUGUAUACGUCACUGUAUCGGCUGAAAAUGGCAAAUGAAGAAGAGCUCGGUGAAAUAGAUUUGCUCAAACCUGAUAACUCUUCGAAUCGGCUAAACUCUAGGGCGACUCAAUUAUUUAGCCCCCUCACAAUUCUUCACACCUACCAGCCUCAAUGGACUACAAGCAACUCCAUCCCAUGCCCUUCACCCACCCUUGGUGGGAGGACUCCAUUUUUUGACAUCUAUGACAUACCAAUCCCCGGUCCGCAUCGUUGUAACCGGGCGGGCAGCCUCCGUCUGACUAAACCAGGUGGUUCCGCCUCACAACCCUGGCCUCGAGGCCAAAACACUCGGCUGGUAGACUCAGAGCUGGGCGGAUUCGAUGGGGCCCUCAACCCCGGCUCCCUUCAUCAUCGCCGGCUUUACGGAUCAUAA
This is a messenger RNA of Protopolystoma xenopodis, 414 nucleotides long. The record is from the annotation of a GenBank genome assembly. NCBI's taxonomy places the organism in Eukaryota, Metazoa, Platyhelminthes, Monogenea, Polystomatidea, Polystomatidae.